UGUUCUGUUUUCUUGCGGUGGAAUACCAUGAUGGGAAAGUAGCUGCUUUUACCGAUAGGUUCAUUCGAAAAAAAAAGUGAAAUUCGAAACAGGCUUCUCUCGGUCGGAUAUUCGGUUCAUUCGUUAUUAAAUGAAGGUCCACCCAUGUCGAGGACAGGUUGCAGGGACAAGGAUAAAGAAAAGGACUACAACCCUAUACGCAGGUCACACACCAUCAUGUGCCCUGAAGAUGUGGCUGCAGGCAAGAAAUCUUACUGGCCAGAGUUGGAGAUAACAGGCAUCAUCCGUAACCUGAGCCCUGCGCUCUGGAACCUGUCACACUUGCGCUGUCUGUACCUGAAUGACAAUUGCCUGUCACGUCUACCGCCAGGCAUUGCCCAACUAGUAGGACUGACUCACCUGGAUCUCAGCUGCAACAAGCUGCGCUCUCUGCCGGCUGAAUUGGGUGAUUUGGUGAUGCUGCGUCAGUUGCAUUUGAACCACAACCAUCUGCGAGUGCUCCCCUAUGAGUUGGGAAGACUCUUCCGCCUGCACACUCUCGGACUCGAAGGAAACCCAUUGGCCCCAGAGCUCGUCAAUAUGUACAAUGAACCAAAUGGUACAUCAAAACUCUUGGCAUACCUGUUGGAGAACCUUGUAGAUGGAUUGCACAGGGAGGAGGACGUAAAUGCUGGAACCGAGUACCUACCAGGUGUACUAUCUGAGGACGUCAUCUACCAAGACAGUGCUGAAUACUUCGUAAUGGCACCAGAGUCCAUGUGCCCUCAUCUGUACUAUUUUCCAGGAGACCAGAUGUGGUGGAGCGCUUACUCAUAUGAUCCAGCCUUUGGAGACCAGGUGUGGUGGAGCGCGUACUCAUAUGAUCCAGCCUUUGAAUAUUUCGUGUAUCCCAGCGAACCAGUCGAGGAGUACGACGUUACUGCGGUGCAACCACCGCAGCGGCCAUGGGUACAAGUGGUACAGCAAAUGCGAUCUCAGCCUACAACUGCAUUCACGGUGAUGUGCUACAAUGUGUUGUGCGACAAGUAUGCCACGAGACAAGUGUAUGGGUACUGUCCAGCCUGGGCACUUAGCUGGGAGUAUCGCCGAAAAGGAAUAAUGGAUGAGAUUCGGCACUAUGCAGCUGACAUCAUCUCUUUGCAGGAGGUAGAAACGGAACAAUUCCACGACUUUUUCCUACCAGAGCUAAAGCGAGACGGUUAUGAUGGCAUCUUCUCCCCAAAAUCUCGGGCAAAGACCAUGUCCGAGAGUGACAGGAAGCACGUUGACGGUUGUGCUAUUUUCUUUCAAACAAGCAAGUUCGCACUCAUAAAGGAGCAUCUUGUGGAGUUCAACCAGCUGGCCAUGGCUAAUGCAGACGGCUCAGAUGAUAUGCUGAACAGAGUUAUGACCAAGGACAACAUUGGUCUGGCAGCCCUGUUGCAGUUCAGAGAAGGCAUCUUUGAGAAUGCCACCCCAGAGCACAAGAGCCUACUGCAGCAGCAACCACCAUUGUUGGUGUGCACAGCACACAUUCACUGGGAUCCUGAGUACUGUGACGUGAAGCUGAUUCAGACUAUGAUGCUGAUGCGGGAGCUGCGCACCAUUGUUGAUGACGCUGUGCAGUUGCUUAGGGCUGGAUCCCUGGGAGGGCCUCACCGUAGAACUUCACUGGACACUUCCAGCAUUCCACUCCUACUCUGUGGUGACAUGAACUCCCUCCCAGACUCAGGUGUUAUUGAGUUCCUGAAGACUGGCCACGUCUCGGCAGACCAUCCAGACUUUAAAGAGCUUGGCUACAAGGAUUGCCUGCGCAAGAUGUGCCUGGAGUCUGACUCGCUCUUAGGUGGCAUGUACACUCAUCCCUUCAAGAUGAAGGAAGCUUAUGGAGAAGGCAUCAUGCCCUAUACAAAUUUUACGUUUGACUUCAAAGGAGUCAUCGACUACAUCUUCUUCACACAGCAGCACAUGUCAGUGCUAGGGGUACUAGGGCCCUUGGAUCCUCAUUGGCUGCAGGAGAACAAGGUGGUCGGCUGUCCACAUCCACAUGUGCCGUCAGACCAUCUGCCCCUGCUGGCCCAGCUUGAAAUGGCGCUUGUGACUAAUGGCCUGGUCCAGCGCAGGUAGCAACGGCAGGAGCCAGCCCUCCCCCAUCAUCGUCUUCUGUCCCCCACUGGUUCACUCUGCGUGUGUCUGGACUUGCUCGAGUCCUAUGGUUAAGGCACCAUGACUGCUGCUUCUCAGUGAUCCCAUUUUGCUGUGAUCACUGCUGUGGCAAAACAGCCUCUCUAGUGCCGUGUGCCAGUUGGCAUUCCCCUUUGUUGGUUCAUCCUAGUGUACCAUAUAAAAAGAGGGUUGGUGAUGCUCCUCCUGUGCUUAUUUUGGUCUUGGGUCAGCUGGGUCAGCAGCAUUAGGGGUAGCAGCAGCAGCAGCAGCAGCUCAGAUCUAGGUCAUGGGUAACUCUGCCUUCAUUCCUCCUUUUCUUCAUAUUCUGUAGAAAUCUGCAGUUAAUGACUCAAAAAGGCCCCAGCAUGAUUUAUAAAACAAUUAAAAAAAAAAAGAAGCAGGAGUUGUGCAGUCAGUACUGUUAUCAUGCAGUUAAUUGCCCUUAAUUUUCUUUUUUUUAACAGUUGGCAUUUUAGUUAUCUUUCUAAUUCUUGAAGCAUAGCUCUAUGGCCCCUUUCUUUUUUGCUACAAAACUAGAGGUGCAAGUUCCUCUUCCUGCAGAAACAGUGCAUUCCUUAAUGUAAGCCACCUUUGGAACAUCUUUGGGUAAUAAGUCCUGUUGAAUGGCACACGAGGCACUGGAAGAAAAUAAUAGAAAUUCUGCUUUGAAUGUCAUAAUCUUUACUUGGUAUGCACUGUGGUAACAAAGAAGCAAGGGUACCAACUAAUGGUAAUUGAUAGCUGAUGCUUAUUUUCAUUUGAUUUUUGUUUUAACUGCACCAAAGCAUUGUUUUGUAUUGCUUACUGCUUAUAAAGCAAAGAUCAGCAAGAGUUCUUGUCUGUUGCAUUGCAUUAAAACUUGUAUCGGUAAUGCAACUUUAUGGCACAUUUCAACUAGAAUGGGCCAACGGUUAAGAGCACUGACCAGUACUGGAUUUUUGCCCUAUCAGAGAUGGCAGCCUGAGAGUUGAUAGCUUGAAAAAAUGUAAAAUAUGAAAUUGCUGCCAGACAACAUGUCGAAGUUUUCGACUUGCUUUGGGGGCCAAAGCAAGUAACUAAGUCUGACGACAGAAGUAUGUAGUUUCUAUCAUGCAAUUGACCCAUAUUUUCCAAUUUAUUCAGUAAGGAAACACACAAGAACAGCUUAAGGACCAAGCAAGGCCACUCCUUCUAUUAAUGCCCCUGUGGUGUGUGGUGUGGUGCAUCCUUUGACACCGUCCACUUGCCCAUCAUAGCCAUUUGAGGAUUGCCAGAGAGGAUUGGUUUUGCACUUUUGUAAAAACUUAAAACUGCCACUUGAACACUCAUGAAAUGAAUUGGGAUAGCUGCAUACUGACAGAGAAAGCACCAUCUUUUUUGGGGGAAAAAAUGUGAGACAAAGGUGGGAGCUUUUUUUAAUGCGCCUGUGUGGAAUAAGUUGAUGUGUAAGGUGAGAUGUUACUGGCAUCUUGUGCAUGUGAUCCAGGCAAGUGCUGCUGUUGUAUAGCAUUGAAGCCUCUCAAUGCAUACUUCAGACAGUCAUGUACAGUUGGAAACUGCCCCUCUGGUGCAACUAUGUACUUGCUUGUAUGCUGCAGCUGGGAAAAUGCUGCUGAGUCCACAUAAAGGGAGGAAGGAACUGUUUCAGCAAUGUGAGCUUACCUGCAGUUAGACUUCAUUCCAUGUAACCUCAUAGUGCAUUGCUCUUAAGUGCAGACUAGCAUCAAUUUCAUUGGAACACUGGCUGCCAUGAGUAACGAAGCAUUGCUGACACAGUUCAUUCUCUUUGGUGCUGUAUGCUUAUCUUCCUACACAAUGUCUUGUUGGGUUGGAAAUGCUACUGAAAGACUGUCUUGUCAUGGUUGUGCUCUCAGAUACAUAGUUAUAGCGUGUAUUUCUGAAGUGGUGGGCUAGGCGUAAAGACGUAUGUACACAUUUAAUGAGAAAUUAUGGUCCAAGCCAUGAGUAUUUGUGUGAUGUGCAGUCAUAUGUCGACUAGACAUAGCAUUUCAUUUUUUCUUGUCCAAACAUCACCUAUAAUGGAUGACCCAGGGUUAAUUUUGAGAGGGGAGCUUGCAUUGGCACUUAAUUGGUUAAGAUAUCAAAGUCCUUGUCUAAGAAUAAAGUUUCAGAAAAAGAAACUGCAUUUUCAUUUGUCGCAUGCUGUAGUAUAAUUGCUUUCUUUAUUUUGUUGUAGUUGUUGGCCGUGGUCUGCCGUAUUUAAGACAAAUCUAUUUUUUUAGUACUUCUGAUCAGAGUAUGACUGGGGAGACCCAUGUGCAUCACUGGUUAAAUCCUGCCAAAUCUGUGGCCUGCCAGUUAUGAAAUAUAUUUUUGCUUGAGUUUUUAUCAAAAUUGAGGUCAACAACAGUUUUCCUUUCUUUUUCCCCCUCAAUGUUUCGUGCAGUGCUAAGGUCAUAUUCUUUGCCCUGUAUUCUAGAGCUAGCUGCUUGUGUACAAUGCAUCAAUGUAUAUAGAAGCUAAGAACUGACGUGUCAUGAAGAGCUGGCUUUUCUCAUCGAACAUGACAAAAUUUUAAUUUUUUUUCUUUCACCGCAUCCAGUAUUGCAGAUUUGUGUGCACAGGAUGAAAAUGCAUUUGUGUGAAGCUGUUGUCUUUGCUAUGAUUGACUUGAUGUGGAUGUUCCAUUUUUCAUGCAAUCGCACCAUACUACAAGGGUUCUAAAUUCCAGUUUUUUUUUUUUUUUCUAACCCUUUUUUUAUGGAUGUUUUGUAAAGUCUCCUUGUUAUGAGUGUUGUAGAGAGUUCUUCAAAUUGAAAUAAAACAUGGUUGAAGUCCUUGCA
Dermacentor silvarum is the source of this 4928-nucleotide messenger RNA. RefSeq names its product CCR4-NOT transcription complex subunit 6-like (gene twin). Gene Ontology annotation, molecular function: poly(A)-specific ribonuclease activity; protein binding. The record is from RefSeq and is a predicted model, not a curated record. Gene Ontology annotation, cellular component: nucleus; cytoplasm; CCR4-NOT complex. The transcript is spliced from 17 exons. Bases 145 to 2106 code for a protein of 653 amino acids. NCBI's taxonomy places the organism in Eukaryota, Metazoa, Arthropoda, Arachnida, Ixodida, Ixodidae. Gene Ontology annotation, biological process: nuclear-transcribed mRNA poly(A) tail shortening.